AAGUUAAAGAAUGAUAAAAAGAUGGUAGGAAUAUGAAUUGGAUUCUCCAUAGUUGAAGGUAAAGAAUAAAAUUCUUGUCAAUCAGAAAUUUGAGCAUAAGUAGAUCACAUCCCUUCAUUUGUAAUUUUCUCACACACUCAACAUGAAUGUAAAAUGUCCCACUUUUCAUAAAAGUAAUUUCUUCCUUUUUGACAGAACUAGAAGAUUUCUUGUCUGCUUGUCUGUGAUUCAAAAUAAUCUGUAGCAUAAAGAAGCCAGAUGGGAUAGAUUUUGUUUUUUGAUUUCAACUUGGUUUGAGUGAGGUUAAAACUUAAAAGGGGUAGUAUCUCAGAGGGUAUUUCUAUUGUGUAACAUUCACUUUGGCCUUAGGAAAUGAAGUUCAAUAAGUUCUAAAAAUCUUUAGGAAUUUACAGAUUUAGCUCAAAACUUGAAUGGUAUUGUACCUAUAUUUCAUUUUAUAACCAGACUCCUAACUAAUAUCCUAUUACUAGUCGUAUCAAACUUCACAUUUUCGUUCUAUAUAGUCCGAAUAUCUUUCAAGAAAUUUCCACUCUAGAUCCUUCAUGAGAAGGAGAAGGAUCUACAGUUCAAUCUAGGAAGCUAUGAUCAACAAUUGUCUCUGCAGUUCCACCAAAUUGAAACUCCUGGUUAUGUCACAAAUCACUAAUUGCAGCAUUGCAGCAUGUAACAUGCAAUAAAAGAAAGCAGUGAACUUAGGUGCAGCAUGGUUCAUGUGUAGUGAAUCUUGUUCAUGUUUCUUUUUGUAAUCUUGGGAUGUCUAUUGUGGGAGCAAGUGAAGUAUGGAGCAAAUCUUCGGAUGAAAAAAGAGAGAAUACUGUAUGAUUGAGUAAUUUAUACCUGCUCUUUUCCAGUAUAAAUUUGUAAGUGAAAAUGAUCAAAAAAGCAAAGUGUUAGCAUAUUGUUCUGCUCAAAUUCUAUGCAAAGUGACAGUUGAUUCUUGAACUUUCAAGAAUGAAAAGAAGUAGAGAAAGAACUUCAGAAUUUUAUUCUUGAAAAUCCCAUCUCUUCAGCAUUUGUGGUUGAUUUUGAUUCAAGCAAAGCAUCCAAUCCAUUGAAGGCUAAAAGGAAAAGAAAGAAAGUAGCCAGCACAUUCUUCUAAGUGACAGUUGAUUCUCUUGCAAAGGGUAUCUGAAUAAGACUGAUAUUUUUUGUGAAAUUUUGUUUCUUUCUUAAGCUUCUCAAGGUCUCUGCCACUGUCAAUCAGCCCAUUGCUAAUAGUACCAUAAUCCUAGUUAAGUAGAGUAAAAAUCAGGAGUCAUUUUUGUUAUAUUCUUCUCUGCUAACUGCAUUUUCUCUUGGAAAAAAAAAUGUCAUCAACAAUGAGGGAAACUUCGAGAUUAGCUGAGGCCUCAAUCAAUGGUAUCGUCCGGCGGAUGGUUAAUCUUCCGAGAAACAUAUUAGGAGGAUUUUCAAGAGUUAUGAAUGGAGGAAGAAGAAACCAGACUCUGCCAUCCAGUUACCAAUAUCAGAUCCUGCAGCAGGACAUAUCAAAUGUCCCGGAAGAAUGGUCUUUCCUGACCAGUUUCCAGUACCAGUAUGGCUCAGUGCACCCUUUCUUUUACGCCUGUCGAUUUGCAGAAGCCAUGAAGAUAGCAGAAGAUGAACACAAGUUCUUAUUCUUGUAUCUGCAUUCACCAGAUCACCCAUUCACACCCUCUUUCUGUGAGGAGACACUGUGUUCAGAGCUAGUAGUGCAGUUUCUUGAUGCUAAUUUCAUUUGUUGGGGAGCAGUUGCAAACAGAGGUGAUGGUCUACAGAUGGCUACAACAUUAGGAGCUACCAGUUUCCCUUUCUGUGCUGUAAUUGCUCCGGCUCCGGCCGAAAGUAUAACAGUCCUACAACAGCUUGAAGGGCCACUUUCUCCAGCUGAGUUAGUGGAGAUUCUACAGAGGACAAUUGAGGAGCAGGGAUCAGCUUUUGGUAGCUCCAAACUGAAGCGAGAAGAAAAGAUAAGAGCAGAUCGCAGGAUUAGAGAAGAGCAAGACAGAGCAUAUCAUGCCGCUCUUAAAGAAGAUAAGGAGAGGGAAAGACUUAAAAAUCUUCCUCUGGUGCUACCGAAGAAAGCAAAUGAUGAGAGGCUCAAGCAGAAUUCUCCAAGUAAACAGCAAAAUGGAAUGAAAGAACCUACAUUUACUCGUGAAACUCCAAACAAGGAUCCUGCAAGUAAAGGAAAAGAUUCUCAGCCUAGUUCCCAGAUACAAAUAAGGUUUCCAAAUGGUGAAAAGAGAGAGAGAAGCUUUUCAAGCAUGGACAAGGUGAAAUCAAUUUACAGUUACAUCAAUUCGCUCGGUCUUCCGGGUACUGAAAACUAUAGAUUGAUAGCAAGCUUCCCAAGAAGAGUAUAUGGUAUGGAUGAGAUGAAUAUGACUCUGAAAGAUGCUGGCCUUCACCCAAGAGCAAGUCUGUUUCUGGAGUAUCAAUGAUGUCAUUUACUUUCAUGAUCUCACCAUAGUUUGGCAAUGAUAAGACCUGAUCUUAUUAUGUUCCUGUUUAGCAACUACUUUGUUUGGGAUACACAAAUCUGAUAUCUUGUGCAGCAUAAGCAACAAGCAAAGCUUAUUCAAUGUCUGGCUAUGAUAUGUCAGGAAAAUUGACUAUAAUCUAUAACCAA
Benincasa hispida (wax gourd) is the source of this 2632-nucleotide messenger RNA. RefSeq names its product plant UBX domain-containing protein 10-like. Gene Ontology annotation, biological process: ERAD pathway. Gene Ontology annotation, cellular component: endoplasmic reticulum. NCBI's taxonomy places the organism in Eukaryota, Viridiplantae, Streptophyta, Magnoliopsida, Cucurbitales, Cucurbitaceae. The record is from RefSeq and is a predicted model, not a curated record. Gene Ontology annotation, molecular function: ubiquitin binding.